UUUGACGGCUUCAUGUGUCAUUUUACUCGGUACUUCCGGCCAGCGACGGCGCUGUGACGAUGAUUGUAACAGCUCCAAUGUUUACGGAAGUGGACAAAACGUGAAGAAUGAGCGACUACUGACAUACACGGACUGCUACUUAAAUGUGCAGUUUAAUUGUCCAAUAAAAUUUAAUCUCGAAGUACAUUUCAAAUAUGAAUGAUACAAAUAUCAUACCUUACAAGAGAAAUACUUUAGACAGGGGGAACUAACCAAAUAUAAAGUCUUGUAUAGUUAACAAGAUUAAGUUUUAUGUUUUUAUGAUGCUGCAGAAUUCUGAAUCUGAUCAUAUACAACUGGACUUGCAAACAAAUAGUAGAAAAUUUCAUGUUCUAGUUGGUUUGACUGGCAGUGUAGCUGCACUCAAGGCGCCUUUGUUGGUAACACAACUACUUGAGAUUCCAGGGGUUGAUGUCCGUGUGGUCACUACAGACCAUGCCACUCAUUUUUACGAUAUCAAUGAAGUCCCUGUCCGUGUGUUCACAGAUAAGGAUGAGUGGGAGAUGUGGACAAAGCGCUCUGACCCUGUGCUUCAUAUCGAACUUAGACGUUGGGCUGAUCUGCUAGUAAUCGCUCCACUGGAUGCCAACACACUUGGUAAAAUUGCCAAUGGAAUAUGUGACAACCUCCUGACAUGUGUGGUACGGGCCUGGGACACCAGCCGUCCUCUGCUCUUCUGUCCUGCUAUGAACACAGCCAUGUGGCAGCACCCUAUCACUGCACAGCAAGUGGCCACGCUUAAAAGCUUUGGCUACGUUGAGAUACCAUGCAUUGCCAAAAAAUUAGUCUGUGGAGAUGAAGGUAAAGGUGCCAUGGCAGAGGUUUCAACUAUUGUUGAAACUGUCAAACAAUACAAACCAGAAACAUCCUCAGUGACCUCGGACUAAACAUACCAGUGGUAAUGAGACACAAGGUUAUCUAUGGAAGCCCAUUUCCUAAUAAAAAAAAUAUAUAUAUAUAUAUAUAUCCAGAAUAAAAAAUAAUAAUUAAGGGAAUUGUUUUUUUUUUAGUUUGUUUGUUUUUUGCAAUUAUGAGUUUAUAUUUCACACUUCUGACUUUUUUUUUUCAAAAUUGUAAGAUAGAAACUCAGAAUUGUUAGAUAUAAACUUGCAAUUCUAAGAAAAAAAGUCAGAAUUGUGAAUAAAAAUUUGCAAUUACAAUUCUUAAAAGUCAAAAUUCAAAGUUUACAUCUGACAAAUUUCACUUUUUUCAGAAUUGCUAGUUUACAUCUUGCAAUUCUGUUUUUAUAUCUCACAAAUGUGACUUUUUUCUUAGAAUUGUGAGAAACAAAGUCUAAAUUGUGAAGACGCAGUUACCCUUUUAAUUUUUUAUUUUUUCGUGGCAGAAAUGGGCUUUCAAUUUCAUAGUUAUCUGCACAAUCAAUAAAGACAAUUUAAAGUAUUUAUGAUAUGUAAAAAGUUUAAUAUUUUAGUGUUUUACAAUUAUACGUUUCAAUGUUGAGAAACAAACAAACAAACAUUAUUUUUCUGUUAUUUAUGUUUGUAAUGAUUGUAUUCAUUACAUCCAUUUAUUUUUAAAUAGUAAUUUCAAAUAAAUUACUAAAUUAUAUUCAAUAUUGAAAAUGUUCCUCAUAAUAAAGUGUCACAUAUCAGCAUAGUUGAAUGUCACUGUUGUUAAAUAUUUGGAUCUGCCCUGGUAGCUAAUCCUUUUUUUUAAACUAAUUAUGAUAAAUGAUCAGAGGACUGACACAGUCUGUUGUUACUUAAUGGGCACAAAAGUCAUGUAAUGCUUAUGGCAAAUAAGGAGAAAAAUAGGAUAAAAUAAAAAUAGUAGAAUAUUUUACGGGAAAACAUAUUUAUGUUUGGUGAGGUUUACUUGAUAAAUGAAAUGUUUUAAAUAGUCUUCGACCUUGGAUUGGCAUGCAUGUUCUCUCUGUGACCUUUCACCCAGCGAGGGCCUCAGAGGUCGAGUGAGGGGCCUUUAACCACAACAGCAGCAAGAGAUUUUCAUGAAAAUAGUCAGGUUGUGCUAGAAAAUACUAAUGCUCUCAACACCUCCAAAUACCUUGUUUUGUUCAGGUACAUAUCCUGUUGCAGGUUACCGUUAGAAAUGUGUUCCAUCUGUUAAUCAUUUGUGGUUAACCACCUUGAUUCUCAUUUGGCUAAAAUAUACCAACAGCAUGAGUAUAGAAAUGAUUUUUUUUUUUUUUUUUUUUUUUGGCACCCUUCAGCUACUGUAAAGUUUUCCAGAUUCCUCUUCAAGCAUGAUUUGACACCUGUUAAUCUGUGCUAUAAAUAUGUACAAGGUUUUAACAGCACUAAGAUUUUGAAGUUUAAACGAAGAGGGAAUCUGAAGAGAAUGUGGGAUUAUAGAGUACGGUAGUAAGAUUUUAAAGAUUUUUUUAAAUCUAGGUUUAAAGGAUAUAGUAGCAAUACUGUUUAAUUCUGUCUUAAAUGUUCUUCUUAUUUCUAAAAGUGUUGAAAUGUUACAUUUCCUAAAAUAUACAAUUUUGGGCUAUGUCAUCUGCCCUGAUUUUUUAAGUUCCACUCUGUAACAAAGUAGAAGUGUUAAAGGAGAAAUUCUAUUUUGCACUUCCUAAAAUCUGAAUCAUACUUUUAGUUAAUUUAGUAUUUGUGUGCACAUUUUUUAUAACAAAGAAUCACUGUCCCCAGUAUUGCUGCUAGUAACAUCAUGCCAGCAUUUAGUGGAGCUUUCAGGGAAAAAAAUGAUAGAAAUGAGUGUCAUGGGAAGCACACCAGAUUAUGAUCAGAAGUUCAUUUUAGUCAGUAUUUGAAACAUUUUAAUUGAUAAAUCAAACACAGUCAUUUGUAUAAAUAGGUUUGCAUCUAUACGGCAUAUGGUCGUAAUGGCUCUUGUUGACCUAUUCUGUCUACAUAAUCUUUUCCCUCAUCCCGAUCAUUGUUUUUUUGUGUCUUUUCCUCAAGGCUAAAGAUUUAUAAAAGUCUGGUCAACACACAUGCCUGACAUUGGAGUUAGAACAAAGGGUGUAUCUAUGUCACUGCGGUUUAAAAGGAUAGAUAACAUCCUGCUAAUGUGUGUAUAGGGAUAAACAGCUUAUGUGACCAUUUAUACAAUACGUGAAAUUGUUUUUAAGAGACACAUUGUUCAAAAACAACUUUCUUUGGACCUGUUAAAAUCACUC
Molecule: messenger RNA, 3163 nt
Organism: Onychostoma macrolepis
Lineage: Eukaryota; Metazoa; Chordata; Actinopteri; Cypriniformes; Cyprinidae
Gene: ppcdc
Product: phosphopantothenoylcysteine decarboxylase
Exons: 5
Coding region: 300-926 (208 amino acids)
Biological process (GO): coenzyme A biosynthetic process
Cellular component (GO): phosphopantothenoylcysteine decarboxylase complex
Molecular function (GO): phosphopantothenoylcysteine decarboxylase activity; FMN binding
Source: RefSeq, a predicted model, not a curated record